Penicillium maclennaniae is the source of this 681-nucleotide messenger RNA. Its product is annotated as LITAF-like zinc ribbon domain-containing protein. Gene Ontology annotation, molecular function: zinc ion binding. The transcript is spliced from 3 exons. Lineage: Eukaryota; Fungi; Ascomycota; Eurotiomycetes; Eurotiales; Aspergillaceae. The record is from RefSeq and is a predicted model, not a curated record. Bases 1 to 681 code for a protein of 226 amino acids.
AUGGUCGAGUCAAACGAGCACAGCGAGAAUCAGCAGCCAAACAGAGACAGUGAAGGCCUCAUUCCUGUCGAAACACCUUCACACUCAGGCACGGGGCCCGUGAGCCCGCUCGACUCUGGAAACAUCCAUACAGCUCCAUCCGUCGGCGCGGGUACCCUCAUAUCAGACGCGUCGGAGAAGCCUCCAUUGCACGGCGACUACGAUGCGCCCACCCCCGUCUGCCCCGGAGAACCGGCCAAAUCAUACCAGGGACAGCCUCCCCCCGAUCAUACGAAUGGCGCAUUCACAGGCCAGUAUCCGAUGAACUCGGCAUCUGAUGUCAAGACAUACCCCGGUCAACCAAGUCCGCAUCCUCAGCAACCGGGCGUGUACUAUACACCCUAUGGGCACCCGAGCGGAUAUGCCACGGCCACACCCUUACACGCGCUUCUAUCAGCACCCAGUCCAGUGGAUUGCCCCUGUUGUGGCAAGCGGGAAAUGACAAGAACUGAGGCGGUCAGUGGAGGGACGACACAUGCUUGGGCUGCCAUCCUUUGCUGCUGUUGCUGUCUUGGAUGCAUUCCUUACUUGAUGUCUUCGCUCAAGGAUGUCGACCACUAUUGUGGCGCGUGUGGUGCCAAAAUUGCGAUUUGGCACAACAGCGGGCGUAUUGAGGUUCUGCAGAAUGGACAAAGGCCCUGA